UUUGCCAUCAAGAGGCGAUUUUACUACCGGGUUGUUUUCGUUCUUACCGCAGCCGCAGAGCGCGCAUCAGGUGUUUUUUCUCAGGUAGUGUGACCGACCGUCGCUAUUUUAAUUUAUUGUUUAUCCAAAAAUGACGGAUGAGGAAAUAACGGUUUUACCGGUGGGGCAGGAGAUUGAGAGAUUCGGAUGUAACCUGCUCGACAAUAAAAAGCUGACCCGCCUAUACUGCAUGAAUGGCGGACAUCAUCUGCAGAUUCUCCCGGAUGGGACAGUGGGAGGCAAGAGGGACGAGAAUGACAUUCACACGGUCCUGAGGGUGAAAUCUGUGGACCAUGGUGUGGUUGUCAUCCAGGGGACAGAGGCAGGACUCUACUUGGCCAUGAGCAGUGAAGGAAAGCUACACAGUUCAUCGACAGUAACGGAUCAGUGUUAUUUCCUGGAGAAGAUAGAGGUGAACCAUUACAACACGUAUCAGGCCCAGAAGUGCCAGGACAGGAGCUGGUACGUGGGACUGAAGAAGAAUGGAAAACCAAAACUAGGCUCUAGAACCCACAUAGGGCAGAAGGCCAUCUUCUUCUUGCCCCGGCGGUUGGAGGGCACAGGGGAGUGAAGGGUGUAAGUCCAGGGGUGCGUCUGAAAUGGCGAAAUGUAGAGCACUAUAUUGGGAAUAGGGUGCCAUUUUAGACGCAUCCAUUCAAAUCAAAUCCAAUUUUAUUUGUCACAUGCCGAA
Coregonus clupeaformis (lake whitefish) is the source of this 730-nucleotide messenger RNA. Its product is annotated as putative fibroblast growth factor 1. Gene Ontology annotation, biological process: positive regulation of cell population proliferation; fibroblast growth factor receptor signaling pathway; positive regulation of protein phosphorylation. The transcript is spliced from 3 exons. The record is from RefSeq and is a predicted model, not a curated record. Gene Ontology annotation, cellular component: cytoplasm. The coding region runs from base 131 to 610 and encodes 159 amino acids. NCBI's taxonomy places the organism in Eukaryota, Metazoa, Chordata, Actinopteri, Salmoniformes, Salmonidae. Gene Ontology annotation, molecular function: fibroblast growth factor receptor binding; growth factor activity.